Molecule: messenger RNA, 399 nt
Organism: Cetraspora pellucida
Lineage: Eukaryota; Fungi; Glomeromycota; Glomeromycetes; Diversisporales; Gigasporaceae
Source: the annotation of a GenBank genome assembly
AUGAAGAAGGUUUGUAACACAAGACUCAAAACCAGAGAAUUAAGAAAAAACAUAAUUAUGAAAGUACCAAUAAUCUUAGACUCAAAAAGAGGCACCUUGCUUAAUACUUUUACCUUAGGCACAGAGAAUAUAACAAGUAUAGACUGGGCAGAGGAUAACUUUAUGGUUCUUAGAGAAGAAGUUCUGGAAAUAUCAGUGAAAGAUCAGAGUUCUACUGAAAAGAAGAUUGCACCAAAUACUAAAAAUGAUACUCAAGCAAAAAGCUAUAUAAACUGUGAUCAACAGACUUCAGAAAAUAGACUCCCUCUUAAAGAAAUACAGAAUAAUACAAAUAAUGAAUUUACUGAGAUUAUAAACAGCAAGAAAAAAAAGAAAAAGAUAAAUGUGAGUUCAGCUUAA